AUGGCGGCGGUAAUGCCGACAGAUCCAGCUUCCCCCAGCCGCUUCCGUGACGCCUGUGAUACAAUACAGGAGGGUGCGGAGGCAGCACGGAGGAUUUUCAGCUGGGCCUCGGGCGUGCCGAGGCGGCUUCUUGGAAAGGAUGCAGCCUGGCUGGUGGCUGACGCUGCAAAGUUUGCAGUGGCAGAUCUUCCGCCCGUGAUGCUGGGCCGAACCGCCGAUCUUUCGCGCGCUUUACUUCGUAUUCGCUUACGUGAAGUUGUGCACGAUCCGAAGAAGGCGGCUGCCAGUGCCACCCACAAAGCACUUGAUCUGAUGGGAGGUGGGUUUGUGAAGAUGGCCCAGGUGGUAGCACACAGCCCUGCGCUGUUCCCUGAGCCGCUGGUGCGUGCCUGCCACGGCAGUCUGGCUCAGGCAGUUACACCGCCUGCUCCUCUGAAGGAAAUUGAGCAGAUUCUGAAGGAGGACCUUGGCCUCAAGAUCGGUGACCUCUUUGAACACUUUGACGCGCAGCCAAUGGCAGCGGCAUCCAUUGCACAGGUGCAUGCUGCCAAGCUGCGCUCCGGAGAGCGGUGUGUGGUCAAAGUGGUCCGCCCGCACGUCCGUGAGCGCUUGGCCGUGGACUUUGCGUGUGUGCAGCUGGCCGCGCGCCUUGCAGACUUGAUCCUGGGAGAGGAGGUGGUUCUCCAGCUGGUGAGCGCCUCGCUCGAAGGAUGUGUAGAGGAGCUGCGAAGAGCUGUGAUGGCCGAGUGUGACUUGGCCGUUGAGCGACAGAACAUCGAGGACUUUGGCCAGUGGUUGCAAACCUCUGCCACACUCAGCAGAUCUCGCCUGGCAAACGCUGUCCGCGUGCCGAAAACCUAUGAAGACGCCUCCUCGUCUCGCAUCUUGACCAUGGAGCGAAUUGAUGGGAUGCCCUUCUCCGAACUCUGCGGCGGUGAAGAAGCUAGUGUCCCCAGCGAUUGGCAAUCAGCGCUAACCUCUGCGCUGAGUGUCGCUGCUGUUUCAGUAAUCGAUGGGUCGGCCAUCUUUCAUGCAGAUCUUCACACAGGCAACAUGAUCGCGAUAAGAGGGCCUGCAGGAGAAUGCCAGGUAGCUUUUAUCGACUUUGGCUGCUGCGGUCGGCUCCCGGCACCUCUGCGCGGCACGUUGCUGAUGCAGGCUUCAGCAUUCGCUGGCGCAAGGCCAGAUGUGCGCCAAUUCUGCGAGGGCUUUGCUCAUGCACUGCAGCGCAUUCCCGAGCUUGGCCGCGAAGAGGAUCUGGAUGUUGAUGCCCUAGCUGACGACAUGAAGCCAGUGCUGCAGCGCCUCCGGCUCCUAAACCCCUUCCAAGGAAAUGCUGACCCAAUGAGCCCCGAACUCCACAUGGAGCUUUUGCGUCUGCAGCGGGUCCUUUGCCGACACGGGGUACAACUUCCUCGCGAAUUCGCCCUUCUGAUGAAGACUGGCUGCUUUGGUGCUUUGUAUUUCUCGCUCCUGGAUGAUGCCCACAAGCGACAGCUCUUGUCGAAGCUAUUGGUAGCCGGAGCAUCCUUUGCUGCCUCUCAUCCCAAGGAUGCCAGGCAGCUUCUAAAUCCAGCAAAGCUGGCGGUGCUGCUGUCGGCACUUCGGAGACACGACAGGUCUUUUGCAGCUUGCAGCGUCACACCUGCCAUCAUGGUGGCCUUGUGGUCACUGCAGCACUGGUGGCACGGCAUCUACAGCCACUUAGCAGUCAUGUCGGAAGAGAAGGUUCACCGUUUUGCUGCUUUGGGCGGUGAGACCCCAGCAGCACCGUGUAGAGACAUUGAGGGACAGCUGCAUACCGGCAAGCUUCGCGAUCGCAAACAGUGGAAGCUUGCUGUGACAUACUGGUCAGAUGGGAGCGUGCCAGCUGUCCAUGCGGCCUUCUACCUUUGGUACGGCACUCCGCAAGUGGAUGGCAAGUGGCUGCACUGGGACCACAAGGUGCUUCCUCACUGGGACAAGGAGGUGGAUGCAAAAUAUGAUAAAUUCAACUGGAGUCCACCAGACGAGCCGCAUGCCACCUACUACCCUCAGAGAGGACCAUAUAGCUCGCGCGACGAAUUGACGCUGUCGAGCCAGUUCGAGGACCUUUGGAAGGCAGGUGUUGACUCCGCAAUGUGCUCAUGGUGGGGACGCAAGGAUUGGACAGGAAAGCGUGAUGAUGCAGACUCAGGUGCUAACACGGACGAACUGAUCCCAUCGGUGCUGGAGGCUGCGCAGAAAGCCGGCGUUUUCGUAUCUUUCCACAUUGAGCCAUAUGGGGGCCGUUCGCCACAGACGUUUUUGGACGAUCUCACCUACAUCGUUCGGGAGUACGGCAGCCACCCGGCCAUUUGGCGGGAGGGUCCCAAGAAGUUGCCGCUCUUCUGGCUCUACGAUGUCUCGGCUCAGCAUUCGAUGCAGGAUGCAGUGGCCUGGAAGGAGGUGCUCGACUCUGUGCGAGGAACAGAGUUGGACGGCGUUUUCCUGUGCUUGUGGAUUGGCAAUGGCGGUGGCCGAGAAGAUUUGCGAUUUGUCCAGGAUGCAGGAUUUGACGGGGCGUACACCUACUUCGCUGCCGAGGGCUUCACACCAGGCUCGAACACCAAGAGCUGGAAAGAUGUCGCGGCGCGUCUGAAGAAGGUUGGAAAGCUCUUUGUGCCAUCCGUUGGGCCUGGGUACGAUGACACGCGUGUGAGACCGUGGAAUUCCCACAACAUUCGAGAAAGGAAGGGGGGAGAGUACUACAACCGCAUGUGGUCCGCGGCAGUGAGCAGCCGGCCUUAUGCGGUCUCGGUGACCUCCUAUAAUGAAUGGGGAGAGGGCACGCAGAUCGAGCCUGCGAAGCGCCAUCGUUCGCGGAAAGGAACAAAAUAUGGAAGCUAUGAGCCUCAGCCGAGUACCUUCUACUUGGCGGAGACCAAACGAUGGUCAGAUCAAUUCAAGGAGGACCAAUGCCGUGAGCAGAAAACGGAGUUGUAG
Molecule: messenger RNA, 2964 nt
Organism: Symbiodinium pilosum
Lineage: Eukaryota; Dinophyceae; Suessiales; Symbiodiniaceae
Source: the annotation of a GenBank genome assembly